Messenger RNA from Pecten maximus, 6604 nucleotides. RefSeq names its product tetratricopeptide repeat protein 39B-like. Bases 91 to 684 code for a protein of 197 amino acids. The transcript has 5 exons. NCBI's taxonomy places the organism in Eukaryota, Metazoa, Mollusca, Bivalvia, Pectinida, Pectinidae. The record is from RefSeq and is a predicted model, not a curated record.
GGAAAGUCCAUUCCAUUAGAAAAAUUUGCUGUUCACAAAGCCAAACGCUUCCAGGAGGAAGGGAACCAUCUUCUCCUGCCAGCCCUGGAAAUGGUGUAUCUGCUAAAUGGUUUCAACAUCCUCAGUAAAAAUGAUCCUCUACUUGAACCAUUCCUGUUGAUUACUGAGAGGACAAUCAAUGAGAUUGUGGAGAAGAAAGAUUCCCACCCCUGUUUCAUGGACGACUACUGCCUUGCUCUGCUACUGAAGGGAGUGUGCCUCAAACACAGAUCACAGUAUUUCCAGGCACGGCAGUGCUUCACCGAAAUUGUGGCAAACGAGAAGAACAUCAAGAAAGACACUUUCCUGGUUCCCUAUGCAGUAGUCGAGUUGGCCAUCCUAAAUCUGGCAGAAGAGAACUGGAAUGAAGUCAAAUUACUUCUAGAGAAAGCAAAGAACAAGUACAAAGGCUAUCUGCUGGAGUCACGAUUACAUUUCCGUGUCCAUGCCGUCCGUCUGUCCAUGUCCAAUCAGACAAACAGUAACAAUAGCAAUGAUGGAGGUGACGUUGAUGAACUUGAAUCACCCCUGGGCUCACCGCAACCAGGCACAUCAGACAAGGGAGGUGAUCGCAGCAGCUGGACCUCAGGACAAGACAGCCUAGAUGCUGGAGUGGCAGAAACGAACCACACAACACACUUUUGAUGUUGAUCAGAAUUAACAAGUGUAGAAAUAGGGAAGAUAUAAUGUACAGUAAAAUAUAAGAAACAGGUCGUUUUAAAUUAAACUGGUUAAUUAAUGACUUUUGUUGUUCUGAAAAAAAAAACUUCUUUUCAGGUGGAUUAGAAAUUUAUUUUAUUUUUAUUUUUUAUAUGGGGAAAUAAAUUUAAAAGACUGAUCAGAAAUGAUUAUUUAUGUGAUUCCGAGUCUUUCCCAUUUUCCACAAUAUUGGUGAUAACAUUGUCAGAUUUAUUUUCUCUGCAUGAAGAAUGUACAUAAUUAUUAAGUACAGUGUGUAGUUAGUCUAAUAGGAUGCAAGUUGAACAAAAAGACAUUCCCAUUGAUAGCCAAAGGUAAUUGUUAGAGAUAUUGAAUAAAAAUGUGCUCUAGACUAAAUUAAGAGUUAAAGCACCAUGUUAUAGUUUCAGCAUUACAGUAGCCAAAAUUGAUUUUAUAAACUGAUUUUUUGGAAAUAUCAAGAGAGUGAAAUUUUAAUUCAUUCAAAGGUUUUGACUCUAUAUUGAGAUUUAUUGAAGGUUUUUAUCCAUAUAAGGAGAGAGAAACUUUUAAGUAGGAAAAGGGUUUAUGCAAUAUGGAGAUGUUAUCUAAGAGACCUGAACUUUGAAUAGCUGGGUUUAGGUCUUUAUUUGAUCUCAUUAGUUAUACUGUAUGACUGGAUAUUUUGUUACAAGAGGAUGAUUUUGACAAUUUACCAGAUCAUGGAGAUACAAAAAAAAUUAAAUCGUGAAAAUUCUAUCCUUGAAAUAAUAUGCAAUUGAAAAUCAUGCUAUCCUGAAAUUUUCUGCAUUCUUUUUAGAUUGUGUUACAAGCUACUUCCUUCCGACUCAGCUAGGAAGAAUUUCUUUCAUUUCAUUUGUCAGAGCAUCACACUAGCAAAUCAGAGGGCCUGGGUUCAAUCCCUGGCGGAGUCCUUGAAAUAUUUAUAAUUUAAUAACCUAAUUUGUUACAGUGAUAUAUAUGUACGGUAUAAAUAUAUAGGAAUGGAGAAAUAGUGACUGAUAUACUCAUUCUUGUCCUACUAGAAUCUCUUCGAUAGCCUAUAUGUCUAGAAAGCUCUAUGACUUUCCUGGAAAGACUGAGGGCCACCCUGGUAAAAUUCUAGCUGCUUCCUAUCAACUGAAUUGUACAACAAAUUUUCAGAUUCAAUAUUUCGCAGUUUUGUUUAUGGAACAUAUUCGCAGGGGUUAAAUUUUGCUUUACACCUGCUUCUGAUAUUUUAUGGAUCACUUGUAUAUCAGUAUAAUUUUUACAUAAUAUUUAUCCAUUAACGGAAUAUAAUUAUAUAUCAUAAUUUCUAUUUUUCAGUGGAUUAAUUAAUAUUAAUUUUAAUUUAUAUAACGUUGAGUUACUGUAAACAUGAUUAUUUUCGCAGGGAUUAAUUUCGCGAUUUCAAAAGGUAAACUAUACGCGUGGGGAUAAUUUUUGCGAUCGAUCCACUUUCGCUUGUAGUUUAAGAUUACGCAAAUUGAUAUCAAAAUAAUACGUGUAGGGGAAAUUUUCGUGAACAAAAGGAGUCAGCGUAAUUAGCGUAAAGUUCCCCCUCGUAUAAAUUUCAACGUUUACAGUAUAUAUUCACCGAGUUAUGAUAUGGUACUAUAACACUCAUAUAAUAAUAUCAGUCGCGUAAAUAUUUCACUGUUGUUUAGAAUUCGUGGAUUUUAGUGGAAACACAAGUAAAGUGAAAAUAUAACUCAUGUAAAAUAUAACUCAUGUGAAAUAUAACUCAUACAAAAGAUAACUCAAACAAAAUAAAUAUAUCACAUUCAAAAUGUAACUAUGUAAAAUAUAAUACAUACAAAAUAUAACUCAUGUGAAAUAUAAUCACUAUACAGUAUAGAGAAUUUCUCAUCGCUCCUUUAGUGGAGAGUGUCAGCCUUGUAAGCCAUGGAGGAUCCUCAGGAUUUACAGAACAAAUUUUAAAUGAUCUCUUGUUUUACAAAAACCUGGUAUCCAAUAUGUGACAUGACAAAGUAUUUCAUAUUUAUGCAUAAUAUAACAAUAGUAUUACAUUCUUACAAAAAAACAAUGCAAAUGUGUCUUGGCAUUCACAGAGGACAGGUAAGCAACUCUAACAAAAUACCUGUACAACUGUCUAUUUAAUGCUGUAGAAAGUUGACUAGCUUUUAAGCAACAAUUCCAUAAAGUUUUAAAAUGCCAUGAAAUGAAUUUUACAAGUAUUUGUAACACCAAUGUAUUACUGAUCUCAUAGAGUCCCAUCAUAUUAAAACUCCUAAAAACUUUUUAAAAAAAAGAUGAUCAAACUGCCAUUUUCCUCAUUACAUCAAUUUUUAUAUCUAGUGUAUGAAAUCAAAAUAUAUUGUGAAAAGAAUGUUUUGAUAAAAUUAAAAUUAAAUUAAAUUUUAAAAGAAUUUAUUUUUAAAUAUAUAUGCCAAUUUCCACAUUUCAUAAAAUCUUCAUAAUAUUCUCCUAAAUAGUAAUUAAUUGCUGAAAGAUUAUGAUUAAUCCAACAUGUUUAUAGUCAUUGUGAAUGUCUGUCUAUCAAGUGUGUAUGUCAAGUAUUUAUAUUUUUAAAGUUUUGAAGCCGUUAAGUAUCAGGGUUAUAAAGUUAUUAGUUAUAGAUAUAAAUCAAGGUUAUAAUGUUAUAGCUAAUUAUCAGAGUUAUAAAGUUAUAGUUAAAUAUCAGGAUUAUAGUUAUUAUUAAUAAGCCAUCAUCAUAAAGCAAAAUAUCAGGGUUAUAAAGUUACAGUUAGAUAUCGGGGUUACAAAGUUAUAGUUAGAUAUCAGGGUUACAAAGUUAUAGUUAGAUAUCAGGGGUAUAAAUUUACAGUUAGAUAUCAGGGUUACAAAGUUAUAGUUAGAUAUCAGGGUUACAAAGUUAUAGUUAGAUAUCAGGGUUAUAAAGUUAUAGUUAGAUAUCAGGGUUAUAAAGUUAUAGUUAUAUAUCAGGGUUAUAAAGUUAUAGUUAAAUAUCAGGGUUAUAAAGUUAUAGUUAAAUAUCAAGGUUAUACAAUUAUAGUUAUAUAUUGAGGUUAUAAAGUUAUAGUUAAAUAUCAGGGUUAUAAAGUCAUAGUUAAAUAUCAGGGUUAUAAAGUUAUAGUUAGAUAUCAGGGUUAUAAAGUUAUAGUUAAAUAUCAGGGUUAUAGAGUUAAAGUUAGAUAUCAGGGUUAUAAAGUUAUAGUUAGAUAUCAGGGUUAUAAAGUUAUAGUUAGAUAUCAGAGUUAUAAAGUUAUAGUUAGAUAUCAGGGUUAUAAAGUUAUAGUUAGAUAUCAGGGUUAUAGAGUUAUAGUUAGAUAUCAGGGUUAUAAAGUUAUAGUUAGAUAUCAGGGUUAUAAAGUUAAGGUUAGAUAUCAGGGUUAUAAAGUCAUAGUUAAAUAUCAGGGUUAUAAAGUUAUAGUUAGAUAUCAGGGUUAUAAAGUUAUAGUUAGAUAUCAGGGGUAUAAAGUUAUAGUUAGAUAUCAGGGUUAUAAAGUUAUAGUUAGAUAUCAGGGUUAUAAAGUUAUAGUUAAUGAUCAGGGUUAUAGAGUUAUAGUUAGAUAUCAGGGUUAUAGAGUUAUAGUUAGAUAUCAGGGUUAUAAAGUUUUAGAUCAGGGUUACAAAGUUAUAGUUAAUUAUCAAGGUUACAAAGUUAUAGCUAAAUAUCAGGGUUAUAAAGUUAUAGCUAAAUAUCAGGGUUAUAAUUAAAGUUACAGUUAAAUAUUGAGGGUUAAAAGUUUAAGUUAUAGAAACAUCAAGAAAUUGAUUUAUAAAUGUUAUGGUUUAUUAUCCGAGUUAUAAAGUCAGGUAAGUAUGAAGGAUUUUUUAUAUCAUUUUCAUUAUAAAUCAAUGUAUCCUACUACAUCAUACAAAAUGUGCACUCUUUCCAGUAUUCAACUUUACAUUUCCAAGCAAUAAUUCAUGCACAUUCACUUUUCUAGAUAAAAAUUUGUAUGGGAAAUGCACAGUAUAUAAAACAAAUCAUUUGGCGAUUACAAUACAUGGCAUUUAUUAAUAUCUUAUACUUGGAAUAUAUUCUAGCUAUCCCUAAUUGUUAUCUAAAUUGUCACGUUAUCAAUAGUAAUAGAUAGGGUGCUGAUGUUUUCAGUGAAAUUUCUUAAGAGAUUUAAUAUUGUGCAGUGAUGUACAUGUAUAGUCAUUUACCAAGUAGGAUUGAAUUUUGAUAUGUUUUGGACUUUGGCAAUAUUUUUGUUUUUGUUUCUAUGUUUAUCAAAGUAGGGAUGGGGAUCCGAGCCUUACAUUUAUUUAUUUGUUUAUCGUAGGCAUGUCAUGUUCCAUUUGUCUAUUAAUAUUUCAGUAUUCAGUAUUUCAGUAUUGCAGUCUCCCAUUACCUCAAUGUUAAUCAAGGCUUCAUCUAUUAGAUGCAGUCUAGAUCAUAUGAAGUGCUUGUUACUCCAUUUUGACCAGUGUCACAGAAAUGCUUUGUACUAUGCUGAGGAUGAAUCAAACACAGUUGGGAUCCUGAUGAGACCAAUUGUUUUAUCAUGAUGUUUUUGGGCGGUAAGUUAUGGCAGGGCAUAGUACUGCGUGUCAGAUUGAUUUGAUAUCAAUGACAGAAAUGAAUUUGAUUUAAAGAUGCUGUUCUUUCAAAUGAACAUACACUCAGGGAAAUGGGAGUAAAUAAAACGUAUAAAAUGUAUUUAUCAAUUUAAGAAAGACAAUAUGGAUGACAGAUAAAUAUUCAUGCCGCAUCUAAUGGACACUACUAAAUUUAUCUCUCACCCAAAUUGCAUUCAUAUUGACAAUAAAUACAAUCUAACAAUUGUUUAUUUAAACAUUAAAUAGCCACAUUUUAAUUACAACCUGUAGCAGUAUUCUGUAGUUUAUAUAUCCCUCUAUGAUUGAUUCCUUUAUGAAUGGUAGAAAUAUGCAUCAACAAGCUUUCCCAUCUGUAGGACUAGAUAGAUUUUUAUUUAGAUUCAGUUUCCGUGUCAAUUAUUUGAGAUGUCAUAUUUUAGCUCUUUCACUACAACUGCCAAAUUUUACGCGAGUAUAUAUGGCUGUUGGGUCAGCAGAAUGCAGGUUUUUGGGACCAACCAGAAUACAAUGUAUACAGGGUUUCGGGUUAGAGUGUGAUUUAUCUACACUGUCUGAAGUGUCAGGUUUGUGAAAUAUCCACCUGUGUUGGUUUUCAGGACCAAUAAGAAUAUAGCUAGGUUAAACAGUGAUUUAUAUGGGUUUGUGAAUUUUUCGUUCAUGAUUUUGAGUUAGAAGAACUCCAUCUUUGUUGCUCAUUGUUAAGAAUUACCUGUUAUGUUUUAAGAACAAUACAAAAUAACUUGUCAAUGAUCUUUAGGUUAUUGUUUUGAUAAUGUUACAGUGCAUGUAUGUAUAAGACUGGAGAAAAAUAUAGUACACUGCCAUUGUUAAUAAAUAUGCCGCUUGUUGUCAAAAUGCCUUAAAGUAUAAUUCUGUUUUUCAUUUUGUAAAUAUAAGUUUUCUUGCUUAGUUAAAUAUUGUACAUGUAUAUAGGAAAAAGAAUUAUGAAGAUUUUGUGAUCAAAAUAAUAGUUGCAGUAUUAAUAUUGCUCACAUAAUUACUUAUAUACACUUAUAUACAUAUGCAGAAUUGGAGAGUAUAUAAGGUCUUCAUACCAGUUCAGGCCUCAGUUUCAUCAACAAAGUUAACUUAAGGUAACUCAUUAACUUAAAAUCUUCCAUAGGAAAGUGCUUUUGGAUUUAAGGGGGGAAAUCUUGGUUAAGGAACUUUCCUAAAUUCUGUAAUACUUUUUUUACAAGAAAAUUUAAUUAAGUUAAGGAAUUUCUUUAUAUAAAGGAAUAUUGAUUAAACUAGGACUUGGCUGGCUGGUUAAUUAUAAGGGUAGAAUAUCAAUUUUUGAAAAUCAAUUGGAUUGUAUUGAUUUCAUAGGGCAAGCUUUGUGUAAGAUGGAAUUUUUGUGAAUAACUGUAUUGAAGCUUUGUUGCUAAUG